AUGGGCGAGUUUAAGGUUACACAUAAAUAUGUAUUACAAAAUAAUGUGAGAUACAUGUACAGUGGACUUCCACAGUCAAUGAAAUACCGAGGAAGUGGAGAUUAUCCGAACUUUGACAUGCUCCGAAUUACCAGGCAAAAUUCUGAGCUCAAGAAACUAGUUCUGCAGUCUGAUGAGUAUCAAAGACGCAUGAACACAUUCCUCAUCCCUAAAGCACCUGCUUUCCGGAAGUUCACUUCGCAUGCAGUGGAUCCAGUUAUCGAUCGUUUGCUAAAGCCAACGAUUGCCCGGGAAGGAUUUUCUCCGGAGAAGCACUCGGAUAAAUUUCGAUGCAAAGAGUACACCCGGGACCCAGAUAAGUCACGUUUUCCGAGUUAUCAGAAAUUACCCGAGGACCAGGUACGAGGAAUUACGUCACGGCUGCUGAAGCCGACUCACAUGAGCACUUUGAAACAGCGUCUCCCACCCCCACCUCUACGACAAGACCCAGACAGAGCGAGAGUUGUCCAGAUGCAUAGCAUGCCCAUUGUUGAUGGUUGACAAAAAACAGUUCCAUGAGGCUCAUCUUUAGUUACGCAAGAUCAUACCAUUUCUUCACGAGAGGUCCUGUAUCAAUUAAAACAAUCAAAUAUGUC
This is a messenger RNA of Saccostrea echinata, 635 nucleotides long. RefSeq lists its product as uncharacterized. Lineage: Eukaryota; Metazoa; Mollusca; Bivalvia; Ostreida; Ostreidae. The transcript is spliced from 2 exons. Bases 1 to 540 code for a protein of 179 amino acids. The record is from RefSeq and is a predicted model, not a curated record.